UAACAAGUAUGGCGGGUGAUGAAGUGAAAAUUGAAACUUCAGAAAAGCAAACCCCACCUUGCAACUAUAACCUCCCAAAGCUGAGAGAAAGAGUGAAGCAGUAUAUAGACAAACAUCAUUAUGACUCAGCAUUAUUUUGGGCUGACAAGAUUGUUUCCCUAUCAAAUGGCAAUGUUGAUGAUAUAUACUGGUAUGCACAAACAUUAUAUCUCACUGGACAGUAUCACAGAGCUUCAAGAUUACUCAGGAACAAAAAAUUAGAUAAGACAAAUACCUCAUGUCGCCAUUUAGCAGCCUUAUGUCAUUAUGAGUGCAAAGAAUGGCAGGAAGCAUUAAACAUACUUGAUUUGGUAGAAAACAACAAUAUGAGACAACUUACACAGAGUUUUAAUGAGUCACAUUUUGACUUGGUUAUGAAAGAGACAGAACAUUCAAUAAACCUGUUACGAGGGAAGAUUUACGAAGCUAUGGACAAUAGAAAUUUAGCUGUAGAAUGUUACAGAGAGGCUCUACGUCAGGAUGUAUAUUGUUUUGAGGCAUUUGAUUUGCUGGUCAAUCAUCAUAUGCUUACAGCUCAAGAAGAACGAGAAUUAAUGGAUUCCCUUCCAUUAUCAUCACAGUGUCCAGAGGAUGAAAUAGAACUUGUCAGAUUUUUAUAUGAAAAUAGAUUAAAAAAGUAUAACAAGCCAAAAGAUUUUAAAUUACCAGAUUCAUUAAAUAUUUUGAAAGACAAUAUGGAUGUGAUAGUGAAUUUAUCAGAGAGACAUUAUUAUAACUGUGAUUUUAGAGAAUGUUUUAAAAUAACUUCAAUGGUAUUACAAAAAGACCCAUAUAAUAGUCAAUGCUUACCAUUACAUAUUGCUGUUUUAGUAGAACUGAAGAAAACAAAAGAAUUAUUUUAUUUAGCACACAAACUAGUAGACCUAUAUCCUAAUAAACCAGUAUCCUGGUUUGCAGUGGGGUGUUAUUAUUUAUUAAUAGAGAAAAGUGAACCUGCAAGAAGAUAUCUGUGUAAAGCUACCACAUUAGACAGAGUGUAUGGACCAGCAUGGUUAGCAUUUGGACAUUCUUUUGCCUCAGAUAAUGAACAUGAUCAAGCUAUGGCUGCAUACUUCACAGCUUCACAGUUAAUGAAGGGUUGUCAUUUACCUAUCUUGUACAUAGGACUAGAAUAUGGACUUACAAACAAUGCCAAACUAGCAGAAAGAUUCUUCAGUCAGGCUCUUAGUAUAGCUCCAGAAGAUCCAUUUGUUUUACAUGAGAUGGGUGUUAUAGCAUUUCAAAAUCAGGAUUACCUUGCAGCAGAGAGAUACUUUAAAGAAGCAUUACAGAAAGUGCAGUGUGUUGGUGAACAAGUGUUGGUAGAGAAAUGGGAACCUUUACUUAAUAACUUAGGUCAUACUUGUAGAAAACUGAAGAAGUAUGAAGAAUCCUUAGAAUAUCAUAGAAGAGCACAGAUCAUAUCACCUCAAUGUCCAUCUACAUUUUCUGCUAUUGGUUACUGUUAUGUACUCAUGGGUAACAAUAUGAUGGCUGUAGACUAUUUUCAUAAGGCCUUAGGAAUUAGAAGAGAUGAUACAUUCUCCACAACCAUGUUAACUAACGUAAUGGAAGCUUUGAUGAGUGAAAUGGCACCUAACGAUGAUGAUGAUAUACCAGAGUUUACAAUCCCAGGAAAGCUAGAGAUAUCACAUAUAGGCAGUGAAAAAGAGAUUUUAGAGGAAUCAGAGCUUGCUGACAGUAGUAGUAUGGCUAUAGAAGAAGUAGAUAUGGAUAAUAGUGACUAGACAUAUUUUAUAUCAUUGUUUUUAAUAAUUAUGGAAUAAAAUAAUUUUAAAACAGUAA
Mytilus californianus (California mussel) is the source of this 1845-nucleotide messenger RNA. RefSeq names its product cell division cycle protein 16 homolog. The record is from RefSeq and is a predicted model, not a curated record. Lineage: Eukaryota; Metazoa; Mollusca; Bivalvia; Mytilida; Mytilidae. Gene Ontology annotation, biological process: cell division. Gene Ontology annotation, molecular function: protein binding. Bases 9 to 1787 code for a protein of 592 amino acids. The transcript has 16 exons.